AUGAAAGAAUUAGAAUCAUCCUACUUCCAGGCCAACCUAAACCACGAUACAUGGCCUUGGAAGUGUUUGUGUUGUCUGAAAUUCUGCGACACGGAUGAAGCUGGCGAUACCGCAAUGGAUCCUGUAGAGGAUCCUGUAGAGGAACCUGACGAAGACGACAGCGUAGACAUGGGUCAAUUUGACCCAACCGAACCUAUGCCAGAUGUCCCCGAUGAAGAAGAUGCCUUCGAACCCACGGAUCAACCACCCACUAAUGGCGAUGGAGAUACAGGAAUGCCUGACUCAGGCGACCCUGGUCCAACAGACGAUCCAGUACCAGUCACGUUUCCGCCUGUACCUCCAGUGAAGUUUCCUGCAAGACCUCAAAAUCAAGUCUACACAGGCGGGAAACCACCAAAAAAGAAGAAACCAUCAGAUGCCGGUACAGACGAACCAACAGAGUCGACAUUGGCAGAAGACCCGGAUUCUCUAUGGAACACGUUGGAGGAUAUUGAUAUCGAAGUCACUGACUUCCCAAGUCCCGUAUUAAUAGACGAAACACCAGAUCCUUUGGUAUUUGAAAGUCCAACUACUAACCCAAAUAAUAUUCCUCUUGACGACAAUGGCAACGAAGAUUAUAGUAACUGUACCACACAGUACAACGAUUUACCAAUUGAACGUCCCGAGAUUAAAACAAACAAUGACGCUUUAGGUAACCACUUAGACGAAAUGAACGCGGUUACAAAUAAAAUCAACGCUUACCGCCAAGCCAAUGGCGUGGACCCUCUACAAAUUGAUUGGAGAUACGUGCAACAGGCUCAAGACCAAUGUAAUUGGGUUGCCAACAAUUUACCAAAAAGCGACGAAGUCGUUUCCCACCAAUUGAACGGGUACACCAUAGGUGGCAUAGCAGCGUCCCAUUGGACUGAUAGGGCUCUUUUAAGCCCCCAAUUACCUGAUGACGCCAUCGAACUAGUUGUCUUGAGCAAGUUUUCCGAUGCUGUCGACACCUGGCUUAACAGCCCUUUUGGACAUCCUGAUUGGUUGAAAUCACCACAAUACAAGAAGAUGGGAUUCUCUUGGAAGUCUACCAUAGGCUAUGCAGGAGCAAACGGGGGUGUUGGGUUUUUAUGGAUGUCGAAAGAUUCUACACCAACACCAGAAAGGGAACAACCAGACAUGGGUGAUCCCGAAGAUUUUAGCGCUCGCGAAACAGCACACGAGAUAGUGUCACAUAAACACGUUUCUCCAUUUAAAUGCGCUGACAAUCCUGAUGGCCCAGAUGAAUUAGUGUACGAUUCAAACGCCAAAUUACCAGAAGCAUGGUACGAAAACUUGAGCAUCGAUGACAUGGCUUCUAUUGACGAGGUUCUCCGUGACUCGUAUGAUCCCGUACAGUAUUAUGAGAGUCCCGCUGGACCUGGAACUGUCUUCGAACCAGACAGUCAACCGCAUUUGUCAAAAAAUUCGUCUGUUUGGCCUAACCCUAGAGAGAUGCCAAUUCCUAGUAUCUCAACAGUAUACAAGUACGACAACACUACUUGCGGCAAAUAUAUAGAUAUGUACGGUGGUACUGCACCAACUACAUCCUCCAGUUGGAUUUACAAAGACAGCAACCCUACACCUUACGAAGAUGUGAGAAUCGGUGAAACCACAACGGAACGAAGACACCGUUUAGCAAAAGAACAACAAUUUCUAGCCUUGUUGGAUAACAAAUACGGAAAUCUGAAGACCCCCCCAACUUUACCUGUAUGGGUGAAUAUUGACAAAUGGAACGACGCACGUGUUGCGCAAGAUAGAGUGGAGACCGAAGAAGAGGUUCUUUAUGCCGACUUUGGCAAGUUAAUCUACGAACUUGCCUAUACUCUUGACAUGUCCGAAGUAAAAGACCCAUACGGCGUUCCGUUUGACCGACCGCAAGAUUUCAUUGUAUUCAAUUAUUGGUUGUACCAUCGUCAACAAUUUGGAGUCGAGAGCAUCCCUGUCGUGAAUGGCGAGAUUGAUUUUGGUGCUAUCCCUGGGGAACGCAUGAACUUCCAACCUAAUACAGGUGAACAUUGGGAUUAUGUCGACGAUUUUGCUUUGACGAACGCCGACUUCCCCUUUCCACCUGGUAUAUUGGAUGACGACUCCCCACGAAGAGUCCUUGAGCAAAUGUGGCUUAUUGAUAGCGAGCUUAUCGACGAACGUCAGGGGAACACACAAGAAACUGUCUACUUCAAAGGUUCCGAUUUCGCGUCAUACUCGUUUAACAACGACUUCCCUUACAACGGCAGUUUAGAAAGAAUACCAACGGAAGAGUUCUUUACUUUCUAUGCUUACCACCCGUACGAAUAUUUGUAUGAAUUCGCAAAGGCUUAUGCCGCAAGAUGGGGUGCAUCGGUACUUGCCUAUACAUUGGAACUUUUCAACGUUUACCACGAGUUAAGUGGGCGUUCUUUCGAAUUUCCGGUUGACUUUCCGGCAUUGAAUUUGAAAAACAGGCUACCCAUUCAAAUCGAUGAUGUCAUCGCAGAAUACAUGAAUAGUCACAUUCUAGACCCAAUGUACGAAACAGAGAGAUCUAUGAAGUUGUACCUUGGAAUGGCUUACUACAGCCUCAUGAGUAGACUUCCAUUGAAAGGCACCGACCUCAUCGGCCCUGGUACUUUCCCAAGGCUGAGACUGGUUGCUCCAGAGGCCACCCACGAAGGGACUUAUACGAGGUCCUGUGGAACCGAGUUUUAUACCACGGAUGGCUCUUUUCCGCCUUAUAUCCCAGCUGACAUUGACUUUCAAACCAAUAUGAGAAGUGUUUUGUUCUAUCAAGAGAAGUUGAAUAAUUUGAGUAUUGCGAGAACUCAGUUUGGUGGUAACCAGGACACUGGCACAAAGUUCCUAUUUCUAACUUGGAUGUUCCGCAACAGACCAGCUGAUCGUAGUAUGCAUGAUCAUCUCAUUGGUGACGUUACGUCAUACAGCGAAGCUUUUUCCGCUGUAAUGCCUUUGACAUAUUCAAGACCUAAUGCGUUUACUGGAGCUACGCCGUUUAUAUGGGACGAUCGCCGACCUUUUUUUGAGUGGCGUGUUAGGGUAAAAAGAGGAGUUGAAGGAUUCGACACCCUUCUACCCGAUGAUUUAUUUGAUACGUGGACACCUGGCACUCCUAUAGUGAUGGCGGAUUAUCCAAACCCAGUGGGACAUGUCGAGACCAUGUCAACACAUAUCACAGGUCCUGUUUCUGCGUCAUAUUACACAAAGUUUCCCGUUCCCGGAGACUUGGACGAUACAAAUUUGAUCCCAGGGGAACCAAUCACGAUGAUGGACUAUGUCUAUAACUGGAUGUACAAAGAUUUCGACAUUGACCUUCAAAAUGCUUCCACACCAGAAGAAGCUGCCUCGCUUUUGACAGUCUCAGAUCUACAUUCAGAACCUUUUCAUAGUGUGUGGGAUGCUUCCGAUACAUUGAAGCUCCUUACAUGGUACAUGACCAAACGUAAACAUCCAGACAUGUAUCGAAUGUGCCCUGGGGAAGUGAACCUGACUCUACCAGACACAAAAACAACCGUUGACGAUUAUAUGAAAACCCUGCGACGCUUGAACAACGCGGAAUGGGACUAUUUCUUUGGUGCAGCUGACCCUGAAGUAUCAAAUGAAAUGGUAUAUUUCAGUCAUGCCUACAGCAAACUCCCCCUCGAGUUUCCAGACUUAACUGCGAUUGACGAGACGGAUUUAACCGACAGCAAAUUCGACUCCCAUGUUAAUCACACAUCAAAACUUUCUAAGUACUUCCACCAGCGAAGUUUGCUGGUGGCCGAAGCAAAGAAACUUUCCGAAGAACCCCAGACCUCUGCGGGUGUAAUAAACGACAACGCAGAUCCUACCUUCAUGGUUGAACUUCAGAAUGCAAAGCAUUGGGUAUGCAACGACCCCAAUAUGGGAGAAUUCAUCCUUUGGUUAAACGGGGAACGAUUGAAAUUAUCAAGGGAACCGCUGAUAUAUCAUGCACAUUUGACAGCAUGCGCUCAACGACACGCCGAGGACAUGCUCUAUCGUGAUUAUUUAAGUGUCGAAGCCAUAGAACCAUCGCCUCAUGGUGUCACAACGCAACAACGUAAAGUUGCUAGUUACUGGAUGAAUACGGCUGUUUCGAAUGCAGCAGUAGCAAAAGGCUGGACGCUACAAGAAUGUAUCGAUUUUCUGAUUGCUGACGUGGCACAAUUCGAAAUCUUGAUGAGUCCUGAGUUUAAGUAUGCAGGACUGGGUUAUCAAUAUACACCACCUUAUUCGGAAUCUAAAUUCUGUGUGAGUCUGGCUGGACCCGUUGUCAACAUCGCAAUCGAAGGACGAAAAUACCUCGAUGUACCGGAAAUGCCACCAUAUUGCUCAACAGAAACGGACGAGUUUCUAAGAACCUUAUAUCCUGAACCUCCAUAUUUAAAGCCAAAGUCGAGCAAGGCUGGCGAAGGCGAUGUAGCUCCGUACUUUUACGGUGGUGAUCAAACAAUAAACGGGAUCAUACGAGUAACUUCGAAAAGAGAUUGCAACAAAUGCUUACACGAUUCGUUACUCUAUCCAUACAAGGAUACAAUUCUUAUUCGCUUCAAAGCGUACGAAAAGGUCACUAUGUCGGCAACUUGUCACACCAACAGAGAGUACCAAAUGGAGGAAGGGUCAGACUUUGGGAAAUUCCAAACGUACAACAAAGGCCCCAAUGCCACUAAAAUUGCUUCCGCAAGAAUUGCUGUCCGGGGCAACCCUGGAUUGGCAUCGGCCACAAAAAUUCGUACUCCAACAACAAAGACACCUGGACACUAA
Messenger RNA from Seminavis robusta, 4776 nucleotides. NCBI's taxonomy places the organism in Eukaryota, Bacillariophyta, Bacillariophyceae, Naviculales, Naviculaceae. The record is from the annotation of a GenBank genome assembly.